Cetraspora pellucida is the source of this 561-nucleotide messenger RNA. NCBI's taxonomy places the organism in Eukaryota, Fungi, Glomeromycota, Glomeromycetes, Diversisporales, Gigasporaceae. The record is from the annotation of a GenBank genome assembly.
AUGGGAAAAUUUCAGUUGAGAUAUAGACUUCAAACUAUUGAAGAUAAUUACAAAUAUGUAUCAAAUUUAUUAGAUGAAGAGUUAGAAAGUCAUCUAGAAAUAGUAGAAAAAACUGUAAAAAUAAAUAUUAAUGACAAAGAAGAAAAUAGAAAGAAAGCCUUAUAUAAUGUAAUACAAGCAUUAACAGAGUCAGGAGAUCAACAAGAACAACAAAUAGCAAUAAGAAACUUCUUAAUAGAAUCAAAAUUCUCAAGUGAAAAAGUAAGAAAACAAUUUCAGGACAAAUAUAAAGAACUAUUAGCAUCAUCAUUAGAAAAUCAAGGAAAAAUGCAUGAUGAUGAUAAAGUAGAAAAAAGGUUUGUAGAAGAUCAAAAACUAAUAAGAGGAAAACCACAACCUAAACCAUUCCCACCAGAAGAUGCUACUCAUAAUAGGUAUAUACCAAAAGAGAAUACCUAUAGAGAAAGACCUGUAUCUCCAACAUCUAGUGAAAAAGAUUUUAAUCUCAAAAGUAGAAAUAUAGGAGAAUGGCUAAAAAGCCAAGCAAAAGAACCACCAUGA